This is a messenger RNA of Ooceraea biroi (clonal raider ant), 2549 nucleotides long. RefSeq lists its product as uncharacterized. Lineage: Eukaryota; Metazoa; Arthropoda; Insecta; Hymenoptera; Formicidae. The record is from RefSeq and is a predicted model, not a curated record.
AGUUUCUUAUAUCUGUAAAUUUAUUAUUACGAAGCGAUAUUUGGAAAAUUUUCACGAAAAGUGACAUUUUAAUGUUUCUCAUUUGCCUCUAAUUUCAUGUACUAUUUCAUCUUGUCGACUAUGUAUUUGACAAAUAACUUUUGUAAAGAAUUAGCUUGCAAUCUGUCAAAUUGCUAUACUUUGCUUUACCGGAGGAACAUCGUAAAUCUUUUGGCAUUUAUCAUUAUCUGACGCUACAAGAAUUUUAAGCGGGUUUACUUACGAGGCAACAACAAAAAAUUUAGGAAUUAUAAUUUUUAGAUUUGAAGCAUAAAGAUUAGACACACGCGUAUAAUAAAAUAUAACCAAUAACACAACACAAAUAGAAAAUUAGGUAAUUUAGAAAGAAAUAUUGCAGAUUGGUACGUAAUGGAGAGUAUUAAUCCAAGUAAAUGUUCUGCUAAUGUUGUAGAGAGCAAAGUCUCUCAAGAUGCAGAAUGUGGCACAGUUGAUCACGAAGUAAUAACUUUACAACAAGUUGUUGCAAGAUUGAAUGAAAUUAUUGUAAAUCUAGAAGAUACCGUACGAAUAAAAAAUGCGCAAUUAGAAAACACGCAUCGGGAAAAGAGUAGAUUGCUGGCAGAUUUAAAGAAGCAACGAAGAUGCAACGGAAAUCUUAAACAACAGUUAGAUGAUGACAGAUCUUUCCAUCAGCGCGAGAAAGAUUAUUACAUCAAAGAAAUGCAACGAUACCAGGGUAGGUACGUCGGUAAUAAUACAUCAAAGUUUCACCAACAACGACUUAAGGAACUGGAACAAGUGCAAGAUACUCUGGAAACAGAGAAUGAGCAACUUAAGAAGGAAUUGAUGGAUAAAAAUGAAAUUACGUACAACUUGUGUAUAAAGUUUCUUCGUAUGAAACAUGCCAAAGACACAUUGAGAUACAAAUUGGACCAAUUGCUGCACGAGCAUUUGCUAGUAAUGGCAGAAAUGAUGGAGAAGUUAGACGAGGCGAGAAAGGAGCUUAACUUGAUCGUGUCGGAAAAAUUUCAAGAACCGUUGCCCCUUAAUAAAGCCAAAUUUUUACAAGUAAGCGAUCUUUCAUCAUUUGAAAAUUUACGCUCGCGAUGCAGACGUUCUGCUCGGUUUGAUAGCUUUUCUCUUUUUAAAACGUGGUAUGGAUCGCUACAGGUUGUACAGAGAAAUAAUAGACUGAUGUAUGAAAACGCGACGUUAAAGGUACAGGUUCAUCAACUUGCACAAAACGUAGAAAAAUUGAAAAGUCACGUACAAAGACCGAAAAAGAUCAAUGUAGACGCCAAGAUCAUUGAGAAAUUAUCAGCGCAAAGCAGUACGAGAUCAACUAUGAAUAGAAUCGAAAAAAUCUCUUUGCUCUCGAAAUUAUCCUCAUCUAUCAACUAUUCCGGAGGAGAAACGAUCUCGGAAGUGGGUUCGAGAAAUAUAAAUAAUUACACGCUUAAUGAUGCGAGAGACAUUAAAAAUGACUCUAAAGACUCUUACACCGAGCGUGCUCAAAGUGCACCAGGAAUUGUAGAAUCAACAAUUUCUCGGCAGCUAGAAGAGUAGUUUCCUAAAGUGCAGUACGUGUAUGUGAGACCGAUCAUUAAUUCGUAUGUUUUCAUUGAUCCGUCGAAAUCAACACGAGAUAAAAUAUAGAUUGACAAUGAGACGUCUCUGCUUAUCAUCGGUAUUGCCGAUUGCUGAUAUCAAAAGCUUUUCCCUAUCUUCGAUUGAUAUUCGACGCAAUAAUUAUACGUCAAACGAAACUACAGUUGGAUGAAACAGAAUCCUUUUCUUGUUAGAUGAUAUCGUUUAUUAAGAAAUUGAUUACAGCUAUCAUUUACCAUCUACUAUAAUACAUAUAUAUAUAUAUAUUUCAAGCAAGCACGAAUCUUAACAUAUAUGUUGAAAAAUGUUUUAUCGCUAAAAACUUGCUCAUUUAAUCUUUUAGAAACUGAUGGCAAUAAAAGUAAAUAGCAUUCGAGUCAUACAUCUGAAUCGCAUCGCAUCGAUGAACUACUUUUCGCAUUCACGCGAGGCGCACAAUGUUAUUAGCGGUUCUGCCUCAUAAUCAUCUCAUAAUUAUGAAAGCGAUUAUACGUAUGGAGAAGGUAGAAAAGCGAGUGAUGGCCGAUACUAUUUCAUAAGCCGAUCUGUGUGCCCCUUUUCCUUCUGCUCCAAUAAAAGGUAUCGACAAAAUGAAAUGAAUGAAUCGAAAGAAUGAUGAGUUCAUGGGCGUUGAACUAUCCUAUAUUGGACCGCGACGGCGAUUAAUGCGAUUAAAACGAGGGAUAAAAAAAAGGCACCGCUGCAUCACUGAAGCAUAUAUGUUUCUGUCGAUCCUGGAAUACUUUAUGAGCGUUCUGAGCGCGGCUGUACUUGCCGUACGUACAAUCUCGACCUUUUAUUCUUAGAAAUUCUAACGUGUCUACCAACGCGACGAUUGAAGAAUAAAAAUCAAAUACUUGUCACGCAUUUUCCAGUACUUGUUUGCCUUAACUAUUUGCUUUGCUUUUAGCACUUAAUAUUUAGCACUGUGGCUCAGAUCG